Chenopodium quinoa (quinoa) is the source of this 2493-nucleotide messenger RNA. RefSeq names its product ATP-dependent 6-phosphofructokinase 3-like. The transcript has 13 exons. The record is from RefSeq and is a predicted model, not a curated record. Gene Ontology annotation, molecular function: ATP binding; 6-phosphofructokinase activity. Gene Ontology annotation, biological process: glycolytic process; fructose 6-phosphate metabolic process. Gene Ontology annotation, cellular component: cytoplasm. Lineage: Eukaryota; Viridiplantae; Streptophyta; Magnoliopsida; Caryophyllales; Amaranthaceae.
ACAAACCCGUAAUUAUAAAUCGAAAAUUUUACCAUAAUGGUAAAGAAAAAUUCAACGGCAGUGCCAAGUUGCCAACUGGUUUUCUUGUGGAAGGAGUACUCCCCCACUUACAAAAAUUCAGCAAGAGGCGCCCAAAUUCUAAAGCGUUCUAAAAACGUCGUUUCCUGUUUUUUUUUACACAACUUUCCGUCGAAAAAUUUUAGGAAAGAGAAAAUGGAGAAUGAGGUCCACAUGAAGGUCGUCAAUGGCGAAAAUGGAUACGUCCUUGAAGAUGUUCCUCAUUUAUCAGAUUACAUUCCCAAUCUUCCUACCUACCCCAAUCCUUUACAAGAUAAUCCUGUCUAUUGAGUUGUUAGGCAAUAUUUUGUUCAUGAGGAUGAUACGGUGAUACAGAAGGUAGUAGUUCACAAGGAUUCGCAAAGGGGUAUACAUUUCAGGCGUGCAGGUCCAAGGCAGAAGGUGUACUUUAAUUCUGGUGAAGUGCAUGCGUGCAUUGUGACAUGCGGAGGUCUUUGCCCUGGACUUAACACUGUCAUCAGAGAAAUUGUCUGCGGCCUCUACCACAUGUAUGGUGUCAGCAAAGUUAUUGGAAUUAAUGGAGGAUAUAAGGGUUUUUAUGCUAAAAAUACUAUUCCUUUCGACCCUAAGUUUGUCAAUGACAUCCAUAAGCGCGGUGGUACAGUGAUUGGAACUUCUCGAGGUGGUCAUGAUACCAAAAAAAUAGUUGAUAGCAUUCAAGACCGUGGAAUAAACCAGGUUUACAUAAUUGGAGGUGAUGGGACACAGAAAGGAGCAGCUGUGAUCUAUGAGGAAAUUAGACGACGAGGCCUGAAAGUUGCAGUUGCUGGAAUCCCUAAAACGAUUGAUAAUGACAUUCCGGUUAUUGAUAGGUCUUUUGGCUUUGAUACUGCUGUAGAGGAAGCUCAACGUGCAAUAAAUGCUGCCCAUGUAGAAGCUGAAAGCAUGGAGAAUGGUAUUGGUCUGGUGAAAUUGAUGGGCCGCUACAGUGGUUUUAUUGCAAUGUUUGCAACUCUAGCUAGUCGAGAUGUUGAUUGUUGCUUGAUUCCCGAGUCACCUUUUUAUCUUGAAGGCAAGGGUGGGCUUUUUGAAUACAUUGAGAAAAGACUCAAAGAAAAUGGGCAUAUAGUCAUCGUAAUUGCUGAAGGAGCUGGGCAGGAGCUCUUAUCACAAAAUUGGAAUGAGAAAGAUGCUUCAGGGAACAAGUUGCUGAAAGAUGUUGGCCUGUGGAUGUCACAUAAAAUUAAGGAACAUUUUACGCGAAAUAAAAUGGUUCUAAAUCUAAAAUAUAUAGAUCCUACCUACAUGAUCCGUGCUGUUCCCAGUAACGCAUCUGAUAAUGUAUAUUGCACACAUCUUGCUCAAAGUGCUGUACAUGGAGCUAUGGCAGGAUUUACAGGAUUCACAGUUGGGCUUGUUAAUGGAAGGCAAACGUAUAUUCCUUUCAAUCGCAUCACUGAGCAACAGAAUCAGGUUGUUAUAACCGAUAGGAUGUGGGCUAGGCUUCUUUCAUCGACCAAUCAACCAAGCUUCUUGGGGGCCAUAGAAGUUGCCAACGCCAAGGAAAAUGAGAAUGCUGCUCAGUCAUCGGAGGGAGAUAACUGCAAAAACAAUUCUGCGGAAGAGGACAGUGUUGCUAAGUCACUGGAGGGAGAGAGCUGUAAAAACGAUUCUGCAGAAGAGAGUGCUGCUCAGUCAUCUACGGUAGAGAACUGUAGAAACAAUUCUGCAGUAGAGAAGAGUGUUGCUCAGCCAUCAAAGGGCGAGAACUGUAAAGGCAAUGCUGUGGAAGAGGAGAGUGUUGCUCAGCCAUCGAAGGGAGAGAACUGCAAAGGCAAUGCUGUGGAAGAGAAGAGUGUUGCUCAGCCAUCGAAGAGAGAGAACUGUAAAAACUAAAAACAAUUCUGUACAUUCUUCAUGCAUGACACAAUAACAGAAUCCUGUACUUCAGCUUGUGUCAAAUCCUAAUUCUUUGAGUCACUUAGAUUGAAUAAGUCUUUUUUUUCUUCUUCUUUUCCCAUUUGGUAGGUAAGAAAUCUAAGAAGAGGCUAGGAAUGAAAUCCAAGACAAUGUGCUUUUGUCUUCCUGCUCGGUGAUUUUACGGUCUCAAUGGGAUUUUUGCUAAAGGUUGAGCCCAGCUUCUCCUACCAAUGCCAUUAUCUUCGAAAUCAGUGAAGUUGUAUACAUCUUUUGAUUUCAGUACAACAAUUGUUCCAAACAAAACUUAGUGUCUUGAAAAGGGUGUGGGAGUUGGAAAGGCUGUAGGAUCGGAGUAUUGAUGAAUAAUGAUUUAUUAUACGAAGUAUAUGUUAAUGUCGAUUUUUGUCUUGUGGAUGAGGAGAAUUUGUAUAAAUUUCAAAGUGAAUAAAACAGAUGGAACCUACAAUUUGCUCUCUAGUCAUAAAUCUAUGUAUAUAUUGUUAUUGUUUGAUACAAUGUAAUUAUGAGACCCAACUGUCAAUAUCUACAAUCUUG